AUGAAAAAUCUAAUACUCAGUCCUCGUGGGGAAACGCUGAUGAUUUUGAAAGCAAAGAGGGCUGAUGCUGGAAGCUAUUCAUGUGUUGCGAAGAACCUUGCCGGAGAAUCGGAAGCAAGUUUCACGGUAACGGUGUUGACACGUCCUCAUAUCGACGAGCAGAUCGAUCAGACUCCGAAAGUUGUUCAAAAUCACGAUAUUACUCUUCAGUGCCCAAUUAGAGGCAAUCCGAAACCGAAGAUCCAGUGGCUUAUGAAUGGUCAGUUCAUUCGUAGUGAUCGUUUCACGCCAACAGCUGAUGGAGGGUUGAGCAUCAAAUCGGUUCAGGAGGCUGAUGCGGGUCGAUAUACGUGCGUUGCGCAGAAUGAAGCCGGCUCCUUGAAUACCGAUUACGAACUUGAAGUUAUAGGUUGAAUUCAUUCGUGCUGUAUAUUCUCAGGUCCUCCACGAUUCCAUCGUGAGGGUGAUGCGGUAUAUGAAGUGAGAGAGAGUGAGACUGUAACCAUGGAUUGCGCUGUUGAUGCGGACCCGAAACCUGAAAUUAUUUGGUACAGGGGUGAUUCACCUCUAUACCUAUCCGACAAUAUUCAUAUUUCAUCCGAUGGACAGUGGAAUUCCGUCAUGGCUGGAAUGAAUGCAACAUUAUUGAAUAAUGAUUUCUGUAAACAAUUAGCAGCUAUCGGUUUUGUUCAACGCGGAGUAUUAUUUCAGCAAAUCACAAUCCGUGGUGCUCAAGUUAGUGAUGGUGGUAAAUAUACGUGUAGAGCGACGAACGAAGCGGGUUCUGCUGAUAUCGACCUCACGUUAAAAAUUCUUAUUCCGCCAAGCAUCGACAAGUCGAAUAUCAUCGGAAACCCACUGGCUAUUGUUGGCAGGUCAAUCUAUUUGGAAUGCCCAGUCACUGGAAUUCCCCAGCCGAAAGUCACGUGGUUCAAAGAAGGUAAUCCGAUCGAUGUGCGAGAUCAACGAAUAUUAGUCGAUCAGAAUAAUCAGACGUUUGGUAUUUUACAUGUGGAGACCAAGGAUGAAGGACGUUACUAUUGCGUUGCCGAGAAUAGGGGUGGAAAAUCAGAGCAAGAAUUCAAUUUGGAAGUUGUUGUUCCGCCACAAAUGGAGACAACUGAAUUGCAACGAUUUACGAAACGUGAGCAGGAUACCUUGACCCUUUGGUGUCCGGUGAAAAAUCCGCCGGAUAGUGCAGCAAUGACUGAAAUAUUUUGGUACAAAGACGUGAAGCGAUUCUUUCAGAUUUCUUCGGAUGGACGUCGAUUGCAGUUGACGCGAACAACAUUGGCUGACGCGGGCAAUUAUUCGUGUAUUGCGUUGAAUCGUGCUGGAGAAAGCUCGUUGGAAUUCGACGUCGAAAUACUCUGUAGGAAUCUGGCCACUCAAAAAUGUCGUGAACUAGAAACAAAACACUUGUACGCAUAUAGGAAAGUAUAUGAGAGGCGUAGGUAUGAGUUGUGGAAACACAAUCAAAAAAUACAAAACGUUAUGAAUAAGCAGAGUCUAGAGACAAGUGAUGAGCAUAUUCGAAACAGUGUGCACCAUCGUCCAGCACCGCCGUUCAUGCCCACUAUUAAUGUACCCGUUAUAUCCACAGUUAUAAUCAGUGGGGAUAGUUCGUCAGGUAAGGUUACCGUUCGUGCAACUGAUCACUCAUCCACUCUGGCUGAAGUUCAAGCACAUCCUGUUCAGCAGCAUUCAUCAUCCUCGUUCCAUUGGGAUGCUAGACAAGGCAGUUCGUCUAAUGCAUAUGUAAACAACACAAUAUCGAACCGGGUAAACUUGGAGGUUACUCUGGUGCAGGCGCCUUCAUUCCCAGAUGGCUCAAUUAACAUGGAAUCGGAGAGGAAUAUCAAUGUUGACGGGACUGCAGCUAAAGAUGCAGCAUCGCCUACUGUCGGUGAGCACGAGCAAACUUCUCAACGAACGCCGGAUUUUGUGUUUGAGGUCCACAAAGCAGUUGAUGAUCGCCCAACCGUCGAUAUCCCGGCUUCCCUCAAAUCUCCUUCUCAACAGCACCAGAUAAACUCGUUGGAUAUUCGGCCGACUGCUCUCGCCGAAAUAAGUACGUUAAGCCAGUUUGACUCUCGUCAUCCGACGGAGCGUGUACCAAAAGUGCAUGCGGAGCAUAAACAACAACAACGGGAACAAACUGUUUCGGAACGACAACGGUAUUAUGAAGCAUUGCGACGCACUCAACUGGAAGAACGUCAACGACAAAUUGAUCAGGCCCAAAGAGAGUACGAGGCCCGUUUAGAGGCAUGGCGACGUGAAAACGAUCCUAAACAGGAUCAUGGUAGCAGUAAGGAUUCAAAGUAUCGAUCACAGGAACAGUUUCUAGGCGCAGCUGUUGAGGAACGUAAUGAAAAACACUUGACUGAUUCAUCGAAGCGGAGGCGUCUUCCGGAUGAUCACCAUCUGCAACGUUCCAAUCAUUCAACAGUCCACAUAGGUGAUCGAGGAAUCGACUCGAACAAAGAUGGCAUUAUGCAAAUUGGUGUUGAGAAGAAUUUAGUGGUUGAUUCGAAUUUCAGAAAUGUGCAUAAAAUCCGCCGUCCGCAUCAUCAAUAUCACCAUCGGAAACACCAUCAGCCUCAUCACGUUUCGCAUAAUCGAAAACAAAUUGACCGCUCUUCUUCUUUUGAGCAUCCUUACCAUCGUAGUGAUUUGAACGUGAAAAGUGAUCACUUGGACAGUAAAUCAUCCACACAAAGAGAAAACACUGGCAGAAAAACAGAUGAAAGAGAGAGGAUCUCCUCGAAUCGAUGGGGUGGUAAAUUUCUUCUGUAUCAAACUGAAUGGCAACCUUGGGAUCCGGAUUAUUCGGACACCGAAUGGUCGCAAUGGUACAGCUAUAAUAAUGCCAUUGAAUCGACAAGGCGUCGACGUCCUGCACCCAAAGUGGAUGGCUCACGAAAUGAUGCGCAUCCACAUGUGGCAGUCGGGAGACCGAUAACAAUUUGGUGCAUUGCUAGUGGACAUCCAUUCCCAAUAAUCAAGUGGUUGAAGGAUGGAAAAGUCGAGAAUGGAAAUACGGAUGAUGCAGUAAGAAUACUUGAAAAUGGACAAGGUUCAUCAGUUAUUGACUACUUCUUUCAAUGUUCAACCAACAUUCAAACGGUUCACGUUCUCUUGGGCAACGAUCACCUAUCGAGUCCACCAAAGAAAGAAAUUUCGGUACAACGACAUUGGUGCCUCCGAAGAAUUCAACAUAAGAUGUAUUUGAUCAGUUUUAUUUCAGCACUUGAAAUCAUCAGUGCAAAAGCAGAACACAGCGGUAUUUGGACAUGUGAAGCUGAGAAUGAUGCAGGAAAAACGGAACUUGAGUUUAAUCUCGAUGUUUGGACACCCCCCAUAGUGAAAAUCGACUCGGAUAAUACAAUACGAGCACUGGAUAGUUCAAUCACAUUGCACUGUCAUGCAAGUGGCAAUCCACAACCAACCUUAUCGUGGAGUAUGGCUGGUCAACCUUUGAUGUCGUCAGCUGAAGGUGCGAGGAUAUCACUGAAAGGAACACGUCUUGACAUACCACGCUUGAAGCAAUCUCACGUUGGUGAUUACACUUGUUCGGCGCGUAACGACGCUGGUAGUGCUGAGGCAUCGAUUCAUGUUGAUGUUUUGGUACCACCAGUAAUCAGUCGCGAUAACGUUGAAAUGAGCCCACGGCUGCCAACCGGACAAACACUUACGUUACUCUGCGAUGCGAGUGGGAAGCCAUUCCCGGAAUUGGACUGGUACAUAAAUGGUACGGUUGUACAGGAGAGCUCGGGUAACCUGAUAAUGGGAGAAGACGGUCGUUACUUGCAGAUCAAUAACAUAUCCUUGGCAGAUCGUGGAGUAUACCGAUGUGUUGCGAGGAAUGUGGCUGGUCGUGACGAACUUCUGUAUAAUGUCGCAAUUGUCCAAGCUCCAAUCAUUCUGAAUGGUGGAACACAGCAAGUAAUCGAAGGUGAGGUGGCAAAAAUUACUUGUAAUGCUUAUGGUGAGCCAAUACCGGUUAUCACGUGGCAGAGGAAUGGAGUUCGUGUUGAGACCGGUAUGCGGUACAUCGCUGAGGAUAAGAUAUUAACCGUUAUCGAAACCAGGAGUUCUGAUUCCGGAAUUUACGUUUGUGUUGCAACCAACGAGGCGGGCACCACACAACAGGCAUUCACUCUUGAAGUUCUUGGUAACAAAAACUUACAUUCGCUUAUCUUCAUCGCUUCAUUUUCACCGCGAAUCGUAACAACGUCGCCGAAUGAAUCGGUGGUGCCAAUCAAUAAUCCGUUCUCAUUGAAAUGCGGUGCUCGUGGCUACCCGUAUCCUGAAAUCACAUGGACUAUUGACGAUCAACCAGUUGAGGAAGAACUUAAAGGGCGAUUCUCGAUUGCUGAUGAUGGAACGUUGUUCAUCGAAAAAGUGGCAAAAAAAGCUGUGCACACUUUCAAAUGCACCGCAACAAACGAUGCUGGUACUGAUGAAAAAGAGUACAUGGUCAAGUUGAUAAGUUCGUUUCUGUGUCGUUUGAUUAUAAGCAAUGGUCAUUUUAUUAUCAACGUUUUAGUUAGUAUCAUUCCAGUGCAUUACCACUUGAGUUUUUUUAACCAACAUUGUUACUGUGUUCGUCGUCUAUGUUUCUAUUUUUCAAUUCCCUCCGAAUACAUUUUUGAAUCCCCUGUCUUUCAACUCCGACGUUGA
Molecule: messenger RNA, 4683 nt
Organism: Anisakis simplex (herring worm)
Lineage: Eukaryota; Metazoa; Nematoda; Chromadorea; Rhabditida; Anisakidae
Source: the annotation of a GenBank genome assembly